AUGAACCUCUUCACCCUCUUUACCAGCCUUACGUGCAUCUUCCUCUUCGCCAUAACCCUCGCCUCCCCACUCCACACAAACGCAACCACAACCCUAUUCCAAUACAGCACCACCGGCACCUGGCUCGAAAACAUCGCCCUCGGCCCCCCAUCCACCAACACCCUGCUCGUCACGCGCAUGGACGUCCCCGAGCUCUGGGCCGUCGACACCAUCGCCCACAACGCCACCCGGGUUGCAACCUUCCCAAACGCCACAGCCUGCAUGGGCAUCACCCCGGUGGACGAGGGAAUCUACGCCGUCGUAGCGGGCAGCCUCGUGAUAACUGAUAUCGGGCAUCCCGUUGAGGGGUCUUGGUCGGUGUAUACGGUUGAUGUUUCUGCGAUUUCUGACGGGGAGGCACCCGUGCGCAAGGUGGUGGAUCUGAGAGAGGCGGGGUGGUUGAAUGGGAUGACGCUCUUCCCGGACCGAGUGGUGCUGAUUGCCGACUCGGUCAACGGGGUGAUCUGGCAGCUGGAUGCACGGACGGGGGAGUACAGCGUCGCUCUGAACGAUACAGCCAGCAUGGCUGCGUCGCCGACGGAUCCGCUGGGGCUCGGGGUGAAUGGGGUGCGGGUGUGGAAGGAGUACGUGUAUUACUCGACAGAUUCGCGGAGCGCGGUGUUUCGGGUGCCGGUUGGUUGGGAGAAGACCACUAAGAGGGUGGUGGCAGCGGGGCCGGUGGAGACGGUGGCGCAGGAUGUCGUGGUGGAUGAUUUCGCGGUGGCAGAGGAUGGGACGUUGUAUUUGAUGGCCAUCGCCGAGAAUGAGGUGGUUAGGGUUACGGUCGAUGCGGGGAAGGAGGUCUUGGUGGGCGCCAAGGAGAGAAGGGAAGUGGCGGGGUGUACCUCCGCGGUGGUUUCGAGGGAUGGGAGGCGGUUGUGGGUUACCACAAAUGGGGGGCAUAUUGUUCCUGCUGAGGGUGGGGAGGAGCCGGCGAAGGUGGUGGAGGUGGUUUUGGAGUAG
Aspergillus saccharolyticus JOP 1030-1 is the source of this 1002-nucleotide messenger RNA. RefSeq lists its product as uncharacterized. The record is from RefSeq and is a predicted model, not a curated record. Bases 1 to 1002 code for a protein of 333 amino acids. The transcript is spliced from 2 exons. Lineage: Eukaryota; Fungi; Ascomycota; Eurotiomycetes; Eurotiales; Aspergillaceae.